Molecule: messenger RNA, 1510 nt
Organism: Diceros bicornis minor
Lineage: Eukaryota; Metazoa; Chordata; Mammalia; Perissodactyla; Rhinocerotidae
Gene: EME2
Product: essential meiotic structure-specific endonuclease subunit 2
Exons: 8
Coding region: 334-1464 (376 amino acids)
Biological process (GO): mitotic intra-S DNA damage checkpoint signaling; replication fork processing; resolution of meiotic recombination intermediates
Cellular component (GO): Holliday junction resolvase complex; nucleus
Molecular function (GO): DNA binding; nuclease activity
Source: RefSeq, a predicted model, not a curated record
GGCCGAAGAGCGGGAGGCGGCCGAGCAGCUGCAGGAGGCGGCUCUCGCGGCGCGCAUCGGCCCAGGCCCGCGCGGGCAGCCGGCGGCCCGAGGGCGGCCGCGUCAGCGUCUCGUAGUCCAGGGCGUAGCGCUGCGAGUCGCGCGGCCGCUCCCGCAGCUCGCGCAGGGCCCGCACGCGCCGGGCCAGCUCGGCGAUCAGCCGCGGCCGCACCUUCUUCCGCGCCAUGGCCGUCGUGCCUCUGCGUCCCUGCCGGAAGCCGCCGCCGGAAGCGCCCGGUGUCGCCCGCAAAGGCGUCCGGCGCGGCCGGAAGCGGAGGAGAGGCCGGGCCGGCCAUGGCGAGGGUUGGGUCCGGGAGGGCCGGGGGCGCGCGCCGGGGCCGGGGCUCGCGGCGGCCGCCGACCUGGGAGAUCUCGGACUCGGACGCCGAGGGCCCCGACAGCUCGGAAGCCGGCCCGGAGGCCGCCGCGAGGGCCCAGGCCCCGGCGGAGGAGCGCAGGGCGGCGGCCGAGGCGCUGCGGCUGCUGCGGCCCGAGCAGGCCGUGCGGCGCCUGGCGGUGCGCGUAGACCCAGCCAUCCUGGAAGAUGCCGGCGCCGACAUCCUGAUGGAGGCCCUGGGCACCCUGGGCUGUGAGUACCACGUGGAGCCCCAGUGCCCGGCCCGGAGCCUCAGGUGGUGCAGAGUGAGGCCAGACCCGUGCCCCUGCGGUGUCCCUCCUGAGGUGUGGGCUGCAGAUGAGCAGGACCUCCUGCUGUUGCUGGAACCCAAGGAGUUUCUGCAGGGCAUCGCCCAGCUGACCCAGAUCUGUGGCCCAACCUACUCGGUGCCCUGGGUCUCUCCUGAGAGCCACGCUUGCCCCCACCUGGCCGUCAUCGGGCUGGACGCCUACCUGUGGUCUCGCCAGCCCAGCACCCAGAAGAAGCAGCAGCCGGAGAGUCCAGCAGUGGCCUGUGCCGAGCUGGCCGUCGGGUGGCCUGAGGUGGAGGAGGCCCUGGUGCUCCUGCAGCUCUGGGCAAACCUGGACGUGCUGCUGGUGGCCUCCUGGCAGGAGCUGAGUCAGCACGUGUGUGCCUUCACCAAGGCCCUCGCCCAGCGCCCCUACAGGCAGCACCAGGAGUCCCAGGCCCUCUCCUUCUGCACAGCGGGGCGCUGGGCCACAGGCGAGCGCAUAGCAAAAGAUGGUACAGGGCUGCAGGGGGCCUGGCGGCGGCAAAUCAGACAAUUCAACCGGGUCAGCCCGGCCAUGGCGGACGCUGUCGUCUCCGCCUUCCCCUCCCCUCGCCUCCUGCAGCAGGCAUACGCGGCUUGCAGCACAGAGCAGGAGCGCCUGGCCCUCCUGGCUGACCUCCCCGUGAAGGUGGGCGAGGGUGUGCGGCCGCGCAGGGUGGGGCCCGACCUUUCCCGCCGCAUCUGCCUCUUCCUGACUACCGCUGACCCCGACCUCCUGCUGGACCUGGGCUCCUGACAAUGCCUGCUGGCCAGACACAACACAGCCCACCCUGGGGACUGAC